This is a messenger RNA of Periophthalmus magnuspinnatus, 1631 nucleotides long. It is a transcript of the gene fra10ac1, whose product is annotated as FRA10A associated CGG repeat 1. Gene Ontology annotation, biological process: dephosphorylation. The record is from RefSeq and is a predicted model, not a curated record. Gene Ontology annotation, molecular function: phosphatase activity. The transcript has 14 exons. The coding region runs from base 76 to 1062 and encodes 328 amino acids. Lineage: Eukaryota; Metazoa; Chordata; Actinopteri; Gobiiformes; Gobiidae.
GUCAACGUCAUCAAAAGUGAACACGACUACUCCGACAUAAACAUUCACAAAUAGUGCACACUUUUCGGAUUCACGAUGGAUAAUCUUGUAAAGGUUCAUGGAAGUGGUGGCUAUGAUUCAGACUUCAGUGAUGAAGAUGGACAGGGAGAAUCAUCAGAGAAGAAGCUCAAAAGGAAACGUGAAGAAGAAAUCCUACAGAAGCCAUUUGAAAAGGGUCGACAUUCUCAGGUGGCUCACAGGAGUUUCCACACCAGCGAGAUAGACAGAGAAGAAGCUAGAAACAGAAGAGCUCAUCUAAUAUCUUUGAAUGCUUUUGAACGACAUAAAAAGUUUGUCAGUGACUACAUUCUUUAUUAUGGCGGACAGAUGGCUGACUUCAAACGCUCUGCAGCUAAAGACAAAACAGACUAUGAUGUAAUCCGUGAGAAUCAUCACUUUCUUUGGAGGGAAGAAGAUGAGGAAGAGAUGACAUGGGAGAAAGAUCUGGCAAAAAAAUAUUAUGACAAACUUUUUAAAGAAUAUUGCAUCGCAGAUCUCAGCAGAUAUAAAGAAAACAAGUUUGGAUUUCGUUGGCGAACAGAGAAUGAAGUUAUUUCUGGAAAAGGUCAGUUCCAGUGCGGACAUAAACGCUGUGACAAUAACGAUGGCCUGAAGUCCUGGGAGGUGAAUUUUGCAUAUGUAGAACAAGGGGAGAAGAGGAACGCAUUGGUCAAACUCCGAUUAUGCCCGGAAUGUUCUUUCAAGCUCAACUACCAUCACAAGAGGAAAGAGGUGAAGGCGAAGACAAAGACUAAAAAGGUUUCGGAAGAAAAUCGCGCGCCGCCGCCCAAGAAGAAACACAAGAGGAAGCACUCACGCUCCGAGAGGCACAAACAUAAGAAGCACAGGGAUCAUUCCCCCUCUUCCAGCAGCACAGACGCCUCCUCGGACAAAGACCCAGAGGCAUCAGAGGAGUUGGAGGGCCAAUCAGAGGCGGACCACUGGAAAGGUCCUGCUCCUGCGGUGGAGGAAAAGUCAAGGGAGGAGGAGUUUGACGACUACUUUGAAGACAUGUUCCUCUGACGGCGCCACUAUCAGCUGUAACCCCGCUGCGACUAAACUUUCCCCUCGACAUAUCGGCACAGCACAACCGUUCCCUCCAAUACAGUGACACAAAUAAACAAAUAUUCACGUAAUUCCUGUCACUGUCUUCAAUUUUGUGCAGAUUUGCCGCCGCCUGUGUGUAGCCCUAUCUCACACUAACAGUGCUUUUAUCUCGGCUUAUCGCAUCUUACUUUAAUGUACAUGCUGGAUAUUUUUCUUGUUUCUUUUUGUCAGACAGAAAUGAGAGGGAAUGGUGAAGUGGAAAGGCUUUACCACUGUGCAGUAGACCAAAACAUUAUGUCACUGAUGUGAAAAAUGCUCCACAUUGUAAUGUCUCUCAGUGGCUUCGAGCGUUCGGUAACUAACUCAAAAACGAUUAAAACUAAAACGAUUCCUUCUUCAAUCAAUUCAGACUCUUAAUUUGUCCUUGGGCAAGACACUUCAUCCAGCUUUUGCAUGUGAUGGUUAGAAAAAAGACUGCAAACAAGGUGGUUAGAGAGGCCACUGGUGCAGUUUGGCAGCCAUGUUUUCAUCAUUCAGCCCCUGGG